Paramormyrops kingsleyae is the source of this 5846-nucleotide messenger RNA. Its product is annotated as syntaxin-binding protein 5-like. Gene Ontology annotation, cellular component: cytoplasm; SNARE complex; plasma membrane. Lineage: Eukaryota; Metazoa; Chordata; Actinopteri; Osteoglossiformes; Mormyridae. Gene Ontology annotation, biological process: Golgi to plasma membrane transport; exocytosis. Gene Ontology annotation, molecular function: myosin II binding; GTPase activator activity; syntaxin binding. The record is from RefSeq and is a predicted model, not a curated record.
GGCGCGACGAGCGGAGCGGAGCCUCACCUUCCGCUGUGAUCGCCGCUUUCCUUCAUCCUCUGCCCUGACUUUAUCAUAUCAAAUAAGUGUUCCGAGCUGACUGCUAUGUGCUAUGUGCACCGACCCUCUCCCCCUCGCUGAAACAUCCACUUUGAUUUGGGACUGAAAUUAAGCAUCGCAGCAUGAAGAAGUUUCGGAGGGUUUUGGACGGCCUGACGACCUCCUCUCCGGCCGGCGUCGGCGGCGGGGCUGCGACCCCUCUGGCCCCGGGGACGGUCCCCAGAGAGCUGGAAGUACGGGAGACCUUAGUAUCCGACAACUUUCAGGUCUGUAAGACAACACGGCAUGGAUUCCCGUUCCAGCCCACCGCCCUCGCGUUCGACCCGAUUCAGAAGGUUCUCGCCAUCGGAUGCCGGGCAGGUGGGAUGAGGAUACUGGGGAGGCCAGGUGUUGACUGUCACUGCCAGCAUGAAAGUGGAGCUGCUGUUCUUCAGGUGCAGUUCCUCAUCAACGAGGGGGCACUAGUCACGGCGUGUGCGGAUGACACACUUCACCUGUGGAACCUGCGGCAAAAACAUCCUGCAGUUCUACACUCUCUGAAGUUUAAUAGAGAGCGCAUCACUUUCUGCCACGUCCCGUUCCAGAGUAAAUGGCUGUAUGUGGGAACAGAGCGUGGAAACACGCACAUUGUCAACAUAGAGUCCUUCAUCCUCUCCGGAUAUGUCAUCAUGUGGAACAAGGCCAUAGAACUAUCCACCAAAACCCACCCUGGACCUGUGGUGCACCUGAGUGACAGACCCAGGGAUGAAGCCAAGCUACUGAUUGCAUUUGAGAGUGGGACUGUGGUUCAGUGGGACCUGCGUGCUAAAAAAGCAGACUUUAGAAUCCAGUACGAUGAGGCUAUCCGCUCUGUCGGUUGGCACCACGAGGGGAAGCUUUUCAUGUGCAGCCAUGCAGAUGGCAGUCUGACCACCUGGAACAUGAGGAACACCACCAAACCCUUCCAGGUCACCUUCCCGCAUGGAAAAACUCAGAAGGACAGCAAGAAGGCAGAAUCAUGCAAGCCCAUCCCAAAAGUUGAGUUCAAGACAACCCGGAGCAGUGAACCUUUCAUCGUGUUUUCGGGGGGGCUGUCCUAUGACAAGGCCGGCAAGAGGCCGGCACUCACCAUCAUGCACGGAAAGUCUGUCACCGUGCUGGAGAUGGAUCACCCCAUUGUGGAUUUCCUGGUGCUCUGCGAGACCCCAUACCCUAAUGAGGUGCAGGAACCUUAUGCCGUAGCUGUGCUGCUGGAGAAGGACUUCAUCAUGGUGGACCUGACACAGAGCAAUUUCCCGGUCUUUGAGAAUCCGUACCCCAUGGAUAUCCACGUGUCCCCGGUCACCUGCACGGCCUACUUCACUGAGUGCCCCGCCGACCUCAUCCACGUUCUCUACUCCCUGGGCAUCAUGCAGAAAAAGCAGGGGUUCAGUCACAAGGAGUGGCCAGUGAGUGGUGGAGCUGCAGGAGCCCAAACCGAGCCAGAGAUCAUCCUCACAGGGCACGCCGACGGCUCGGUAAAGUUCUGGGACGCGUCUGCCAUGACCCUGAAGAUGCUCUACAUGGUAAAGACAUGCAAGGUGUUUGAGAAGCCGAAGGCGGCGGAAGGCCGGGGGUCAGAGGUCAUGGAGGAGGACCCCUAUGUGGUGCAGUCUGUCAUCUGGUGCCCCCACAGCCAGCUACUGUGUGUGGUGGGCUUCUCAGCCUAUGCCAUCCUCUACCGAUUCAACAAGCAUGACGCCACCGCUGAGAUAGUGCCCCUGGAGGUCUAUCUGCAGAGUGAAACAGAGGACAGUGUCUCUCCUGCACCAGUUGAUGUCCAUCCUGCCACUGUGGAUCCCAGGAUCCGCUCACCACAGCCCUUCCCAGGAAAUCCUGGGGGCACCACAGCCAGCAGUGUGCGAGACAGUGCCCCCUACCUGAAGGUGAAGACGCGCGCGGCAAGAAUGCCGGCCGGGUACCAGGCCCAGCUUGUGAUUCAGAUCCUGACUGCAGACGGGGACCAUCCUCAGCAGAUCACCGGAGUCGAUGUCAAUUCCGCAUAUGGCCUGCUGGCUCUGGGAUGUGGUAACAAUCUGGUGCUGGUUGACUAUCUUCAGAAGAGUCUUCUGUUCUGCAUGAAUAUACAGGAGCUUCACAGUGACCCCUACCUACGAGUGCGCUCACCUCACAAGAUCAAGCAGUUUAGCACAGAUCACUUUAGCGUCCGCGGGCUGGCUAACUUCUGCUCUGAUUCGAAGAAAAGGAUCCGUACGCCCAAUCAGAGCCUUACCGAACUCUCAGAUAACCCAGUGCCCUCUGAGCUGGAACGGAGCAGGUCACCCACCUCAGUUCCACACUGUGUCUCCCCUCCCAAUGACCCUGGCUGCAUACCAGAGCCCACCUCCGCUGUGAGGGCCAGUCACUACAGCUCAGUCUUGUACCUGCUGGACAGCGUUAAGGGGCCAGGCAGAAAGUUAAGUCUGCCGACUGAUCUUAAGCCCGAUCUUGAUCACGUGAACGGCCAGUGCUCCAGCACGGCGGCCCAGUCCACGGCUUCAGCGAAGCUCACUGGGAAGUUCUCGGGCGCGACGGGAACCACGGGCCCUGAGGCAGUCAGGCUGGGUCGCCGGGGACCGGGCCGGCCGCCCUUUCGCAAGGCUCAGUCUGCCGCAUGCAUGGAAAUCUCCCUGCCCGUGUCCCACUCAGAAGCAGGGUAUGCGUCCCGGCGAGCCAUGCUGCAGCAGCUUCACGGAGUCAGCAUGUAUUCACACGACGAGCACCACGGCGCCGCCUAUUCCUGGAGUGAGAGAGAAUCUCGUGAGAGCUCCUUCAGUCGCUCCCGGAGUUCUAGCAUCUCAAGCGUGGACCGAGAGGCCAAGGAAUCCAUCACCGCAUUGCACUUCAUGGAGUCGUUUGCCCGCAAGACGGACGCCGCCCCCUCACCCAGCCUGUGGGUGGGCACCAGCCUCGGUGUGGUGCUGGUCCUGGCCGUGUCAGCAUCUGCGGGAACCCAGGAGAACCAACAGGACUCUGUCACUAUGUCGCCUAGUGGCACUGUGCUAAUGGUCAAAGGUUCAGUUCUGAGGUUUGCAUCCCUGGACUUUAAUGGUAGCCUAAUCCACACCCCAUAUGAGGUGUGGCAGGACCCCCACCUCCAAGAGAAUCCCGAGCGCAGCCGCAGGUGCAAGCUGCCCGUUUCCCGCUCGUCCUCACAGGACGUCCCUGGCGAGGGCCACCUUGCGGUGGUAUGCUCAGAGAAGCAGGCCAAAGUGUUCCUGAUGCCGGCGCAGACCUGUCUGUACGCCCACAGCAUCACCGAAUCAUCCUUUGUGCUGUGUGCCGACAUGGUGUCCAUCUGCAACAGCGUCUGUCUGGCCUGCUUCUGCGCCAACGGCCACAUCAUGACCCUCAGCCUGCCUAGUCUGAGGCCCCUGCUGGAUGGCAGCUAUCUACCCCUGACAGACACCCGCAUCGCCCGCACAUUCUGCUUUGCUGGCGGCCAGGCGCUCUACCUGGAUUCCCCUACCGAGAUCCAACGGGUCACCUACAGCCAGGAGAUCUGUGACAACCUGCAGGAUCUGCUGGGUGAAUUGUUUAUCCCACUGGAGACCCCAGAGGUGCAGAACCGUGGCUUCCUCAAGGGCUUCUUCGGGAGCAGUGUCCAGACUUUGGACAGGGAGGAGCUGUUCGGGGAGGCUGCAGCAGGGAAGGCAUCACGCAGCUUAGCCCAACACAUCCCUGGCCAAGCGAGUGUGGAGAUCCUGAGGGGAGGCGCCGGAGGAGUGGUGGGGGAGCUGGCGAAGGCCCGGCUGGCCCUGGAUGAGAGAGGGCAGCGCCUGGGAGAGCUGGAGGAGCGAACCUCCCACAUGAUGUCAAGCGCUGAGACCUUCUCCAAGCACGCCCAUGAGCUGAUGUUGAAAUGCAAGGACAAGAAGUGGUAUCAGUUUUAAAUGUUCCACCUGCUGGACUUGCGCUGUGUCGUGCGGCCAUGUUGACAUUGCAAGGACAAGAAAGAGCGUGUUGUCUGCCAAAAAGAGCGUGUCGGAUGCUUCUUAGUUGGAAAGAUCGGAGGUGAAGUGCCAGACACUGUAGAUCAUGAAGAACUGGACUGAGGCUGAGAACUGCAUGAAGAUGUCCUUCUGUUUCCUGUCCACCCUGGACUUCCAUAUGUCUCAGUGUCUGAGUCCCUGUUUUGCCAUAUUUGGGGGGGGGGCGGGGGUUCUUGUGUCCCUGAGGUCCUGAAUUGUAACUUCUCUAAAGAUAAGAGCUGAAGCAGACUGCACAAUGAAUGUGCUUUGAAAAAACAAGUUAUAUAAAAAAGGGUAACUAUAAAAUGACGCUUAGGAAGUAUAUUCAUAUUCUUUAUGAAAAACCUAUAUCUACCCACGUUGACCAAAAUAUAUAUAUAUUUUCUUUUCUCAAACAAAAACUGUGUUUUAUAUUCUGAAUUGGAUCUGCAGUGUGCUGCAGUGUUUACCUUUCAAACUGAAGGUGUUUGAAUCAUGUCUAAAGUGUCUGAAUGUUAUGACUCAGGGAACAUUCAGCCCUCUAGCUGUUUUUUUGUGUUUCCAUAGAUAUUAGAACUGGCACAUAAUCAUGAAGAAACUAUUCACAGUUUUCAUGUCAAAGUGCACAGUAGUUGCAUCACCUUAGUUGGUGUAUCGUGAAACAGUUUUAGCACAGCUGAAAAGGGUGUUAAACAUAACACGCUAUACAGACACAAUCAUGAAGAUGUACAGAAAGCUUUUAUAUUUGACUCAGUCAACCGUUCAGUAGUGUCUGAUGAAGAUUGACGUUUUUUGUCAGUGAUUUUGACAUGUGUAAGGCCUUGAGAUGGUUUAUUGCAGUGAAUCCAGUGGAUAUAACCUGUCUGCCAAAGCCAGUGACUGUAGUACACCUCUUCAUUUGCCUCACUUACCAUUAGCUGUCUAAGUUAUGGUAGCAAAAUUUGCACAAUGAUGUCACACAUUUCUCGUAUCUGCUAAAACUGGGUAUAAGUUAAAAAGAGGCAUUAAAAACAAAGACCAAAAUGUGUGAUUAACAGAUCAUUAUGGACUUCCAUGAAUAGUAUCACUAUUAUGAAAACAAGUUGAAAAGUUCAGUCUUGUAGUUUUGUGGUAUACAUAUACAAUCGAAAUCAAAACUAAUGUUGAAGCUAAAUUUGGGUCUGCCUGUUGUUUCACUUUGUUAUCGCUUUGUCUAUCGCUUGCUUCUGUGGUAACUUUCCAAAACCAGCUGAUAAUAAGAAAUAACUUUUUAAAUUUAAAUUUGUAUAAUGUCUGUUGAUAUUUGUAAUGUUUGUAAUAUUGUGCAAUAAUAAUUAUGUUGUGUCAAUAUUGACAUAUAAGUUGAAAUAUCCUCACAUUCCUUGAGGACUUAAAUUGCCGAAAUUCAUAGUAGUUGCUGUUUCUCAAUUGAACUAUGGACGUAGAUUACAUUUAGGUUAAAUCGUGUGAAGAAAAUGCCAUUAACCUAUGUUUUGAUAUGACAGUAUUUUUUUCAAUGUCUACAACAUCUGUGCUUUCUUAAGAAAAGAAAUGGCAAUUUGCUGGACCAGACCUAAUUGUGGGAAAUACUCAGGACCGAAAACAAAUUCUCUCAGUAUUAAAGGAUAUUUGCAAAACAGAAUCAUACCCCCCUACAUACCUAUAAAUUUCAAAAUUAGACCAUCUUUUAUCACUCGCCAUUUGUGGUAAAUAUUGGUCUAUUUUAGUAUCUUUUCUCAUGUGUAACGUACAAAAACCCCAUCAAGCAUUACAAAUGAUGCAGUUAAAGUUAAUAAAUUUGAGAAGAGUGCAUUUCUGAGGGUCCUGUAGUUUUUAUGU